Molecule: messenger RNA, 3654 nt
Organism: Syngnathus typhle (broad-nosed pipefish)
Lineage: Eukaryota; Metazoa; Chordata; Actinopteri; Syngnathiformes; Syngnathidae
Gene: gmps
Product: guanine monophosphate synthase
Exons: 16
Coding region: 135-2207 (690 amino acids)
Biological process (GO): GMP biosynthetic process
Cellular component (GO): cytosol
Molecular function (GO): ATP binding; GMP synthase activity; GMP synthase (glutamine-hydrolyzing) activity
Source: RefSeq, a predicted model, not a curated record
CUCGCUCUCUCUCUCUCUCUCUCGCGCUCUCUCUCGCUCUCUCUCUUUCGCUCUCUCUCUCGCUCGCUCGCUCCUACCGACCGCGUACAUCAAGGCGAAAGAGGAGCGCUCAUUCCACCACACAGCAGUCCUCCAUGGCUAUGUGCAACGGCGACAGCAAGCUGCAGAUUGGCAGCGUGGAGCAGAAUGGGUCACAUGAGGGAGCUGUGGCCAUCCUGGAUGCUGGUGCCCAAUAUGGCAAAGUCAUUGACAGACGUGUGCGUGAGCUGUGUGUGCGCUCAGAGAUCCUGCCAUUGGAGACACCGGCCUUUGCGAUUAGAGAACAAGGUUACAGGGCAAUCAUCAUUUCAGGGGGCCCUGCUUCUGUGUAUGCAGAGGAUGCACCAUGGUUUGACCCUGCAAUAUUCACUAUAGGAAAGCCUGUCCUGGGGAUUUGCUAUGGAAUGCAGAUGAUGAACAAAGUUUUUGGCGGAACAGUUCACAAGAAAUGUGUGAGGGAAGAUGGGGUGUUCAGUAUUGGAGUGGACAACACUUGCUCACUGUUCAGAGGCCUUCAGAAGGAGGAGGUGGUUCUUCUGACUCAUGGAGACAGUGUGGAUAAAGUCGCUGAUGGCUUUAAAGUGGUGGCCCAAUCAGGAAACAUCAUUGCAGGUAUUUCUAAUGAGCAGAAGAAGCUGUACGGUACUCAGUUUCACCCCGAGGUUGACCUGACAGAGGGUGGCAUGGAGAUGCUUCGCAACUUCGUCUUUGAGAUUGCAGGAUGCACAAGUAACUUUACUGUCCAGAACCGCCAGCAAGCCUGCAUCAGUGACAUCAGAGAAAAAGUCGGCACGUCCAAAGUGUUGGUGCUGUUGAGCGGUGGCGUCGACUCAACUGUGUGCACUGCCCUUCUCAACAAAGCUUUGAACCAGGACCAAGUGAUUGCGGUUCACAUUGACAAUGGCUUUAUGAGGAAGAGAGAGAGCCAGAGUGUCGAGGAGGCCCUCACCAAAUUAGGCAUCAAACUUAAAGUGGUGAAUGCCUCACACACUUUCUACAAUGGGACAACAACACUUCCCAUCUCAGAGGAGGACAGAACACCUCGGAAACGGAUCAGUAAAACCCUGAAUAUGACCACCAACCCUGAAGAGAAAAGAAAAAUAAUUGGGGAUACUUUCGUCAAGGUGGCAAAUGAGGUGAUAGGAGAGAUGAAUCUAAAACCAGAAGAGGUUCUCUUAGCCCAGGGCACCCUGAGACCUGAUCUCAUAGAAAGUGCCUCUCAUCUUGCCAGCGGGAAGGCAGAGGUCAUCAAAACACACCACAAUGACACCGAGCUCAUCCGCAAACUCAGAGAUGAGGGAAAAGUAAUCGAACCGUUGAAAGAUUUCCAUAAAGAUGAGGUUCGAGCCCUCGGGAGAGAAUUGGGCCUACCAGAGGAGAUAGUCUCGCGACACCCUUUCCCCGGUCCUGGCCUUUCUAUCAGAGUCAUCUGUGCAGAGGAGCCAUACAUCUGCAAAGACUUUGCUGAAACCAACAAUAUCCUCAAAAUUGUUACAGACUUUUCUGCUAGCGUCAAAAAGCCUCAUACCUUGCUACAGAGAGUCAAGUCGUGCAUAUCAGACGAGGAGGAAGAGAAACUCAUGCAGAUCACCAGCCUUCAUUCACUCAAUGCCUUCCUGCUGCCCAUCAAAACUGUUGGCGUCCAGGGAGAUUGCCGCUCUUACAGUUAUGUGUGUGGCAUCACAAGCAAAGAAUCACCUCACUGGGAAUCUCUCAUGUUCCUGGCCAGACUUAUCCCUCGCAUGUGCCAUAGCAUCAAUAGAGUUGUCUUUGUAUUCGGUUCCCAUGUGAAGGAGCCACCAAUAGACAUCACUCCCACUUUCCUGACCACAGGCGUUCUCGGCACCCUCAGACAGGCUGACUUUGUUGCUCAUUCUAUCCUCAGAGAGUCUGGAUACUCGGGAAAGAUCAGCCAGAUGCCGCUCAUCCUUACCCCGCUGCACUUUGAUCGUGACCCACUGCAAAAGCAGCCAUCCUGCCGACGCUCUGUCGUGGUCCGCACGUUUAUCACCAGCGACUUCAUGACUGGCAUCCCUGCCACGCCGGGGAACCAAAUCCCAGAGGAGGUGGUGCUGAAGAUGGUCAACGAGAUCAGAAAGAUCCCAGGUAUCUCUAGGGUCAUGUAUGACUUGACCUCCAAGCCACCUGGCACCACAGAGUGGGAAUAAAAAAAAAAAAGAGAAACAUGAAAGUGAUAGUAGACAGACACAAACACACACACACACAUCCAUGUAUACGCAAACACACACGCAGCACAGAAGUCAUCAGAGAAGGCCAGGGAACUCGUUCCGACCUUUCAUCUCCCCCGUACACCCCUUCUCCCCAUUUUCGUCAACAUUCCCAUGGACAACAGACCAGGCUGUGAUUGGCGUUUUUUUUGCCCUUGUCUUAAUUUUGGCGACAGGGAUUGAUUAUAGAUUUUUUUUUCGUCCACGUUAAAAAAUUAGUUUAAAAAAAAAAAUGGUUACCCUCUGUUGUGAGUCAGUCAUCACAAUGGAGUGACAGGAUGCUGUGAACAUUCAAGACGGUCGACUUGAGGUGCAUCGCGUGGUGAACUUCGAAAACUAAUGUCUUGAGAAGAGUGGAAAGAGGGUUUGUUCAUCCACCUGCCCUGCCGCAUUGUUUCAAAGUUGUCUAACUGUCAUGGGUCUGAAUAUGUUCAUCCACUUAUUUUCACCUACCUGUAUACUGUGCUCUGAGGACGGUUGCCUGUCUGAAGUGGAUCUGAACUGACAACCCUGUGUGACCAAUUACCAUUGUGUAAGCCGCUCUCUUUUGCCAAAAGUAGAUGCUGUUGUCCUUGGUGCCUCCUGGUGGUCAUUAUGGAGAACUGUUAACCUGACUAUCAUAGCAAGUGUGAAGCUGUGCAGGAGGCCAAACUUGUGGGUAACUUUAUGUGCCUGUUUUUUUCGUUUUGUUUUCCUUUCUCUAAUGUGACCAGUUCUGGACUGAUAUUUCCAGAAUAUAGUAUAACGCUUUUCAUUAUGUAUGCUUUUUAAACAAUAAGUACAGAGUUCAUUAUACUUAAUCACUUAUAGAUUGCGGUUGUCUUUUGCUGCUCUUGUGUCGAACAAGAGUGCGUCUUUGCACAUUUGUUGCUUUUUGAACGUAAAGCCUUCAAGCUUUAUCAACAGAACCCAGUCAUGGGAGGUGUGGCCAUAUCAAAUGCUUCACUUUGUGUGUUUCCAGCUACAUUUUAAAUUUCUAUUCUGAAUUGACAGCUACUUAAAUCUUGCCGUCUAACUGAGUUGGAACAAAAAGUCAUGAUCAAGCGGUUUGUGCCUCUAAUUUUAAUGGCAAUGUUACCCUAAUGCAAAUGGUUUGACACAAUUAAGUGUUUCUUUCUGUCUCUCAUCCGCCUUCUGAUGUAUUUUUGUCAAAUUCCUCCAUGGGGGAAAAGUAGCUUGAUAUCUUAAACUUAAUUUUGUAGUUGAAUUAAAUUGCAAUAUUCACAUUAAGUUAUGCAAUUGUAUGUCUCAUGGCUAUAUUUUGAUGUCAUCUUGCUCAUUCUUUUUUGGUAAUGUGCCUCAAACCAAGCUACUGCAUGCAGUUUCAACAACAAAUGAAAUUUAUACAAAAACUGAGCUUUAAUAAAGAUCUCCAUGUUCAAACGUC